UUGGUCCCCGGCGGGGCCGGGGGCGGGCUCGGGCCGGAACUUCAGAGGCGACCUCAGCCAACUGCUCUUGCGCCGGGCGGGGCCGUCGCCGCCAGCGGCUCGGAGCGCCGGAAGCGCCGAGUUUCAGGGUUCCUGGAACUACAGGCGGCGGGAGGGGCUGCAAAUGCUUGACUCAGUGAUGCAGAACUUUCAGGGUUAGCUGGAAGCCACAGCCCAGCCUCUUGAUGCAGCCUGGAUCCAGCCGGUGUGAAGAGGAGACCCCUUCCCUCUUGUGGGGUUUGGAUCCUGUGUUUCUAGCCUUUGCAAAGCUCUACAUCAGGGAUAUCCUGGACAUGAAGGAGUCCCGCCAGGUGCCAGGUGUAUUUUUGUACAAUGGACAUCCAAUAAAACAGGUAGAUGUCUUGGGAACCGUCGUUGGAGUGAGAGAAAGAGAUGCUUUCUACAGUUAUGGAGUGGAUGACAGCACUGGAGUUAUAAACUGCAUCUGCUGGAAAAAGUUGAAUACUGAGUCCGUGUCAGCUGCUCCAAGGGCAGCAAGAGAGCUCAGCUUAACCUCGCAACUUAAGAAGCUACAAGAAACCAUUGAGCGGAGAACAAAGAUAGAGAUUGGGGACACGAUCCGAGUCAGAGGCAGUAUCCGUACAUACAGAGAAGAGCGAGAGAUUCAUGCCACCGCUUACUAUAAAGUGGACGACCCAGUGUGGAACAUUCAAAUUGCAAGGAUGCUUGAGCUGCCCACUAUCUACAGGAAAGUUUAUGACCAGCCUUUUCGCAGCUCAGCCCUAGAGAAAGAAGAAGCACUAAGCAAUCCAGGCGCCCUGGACCUCCCCAGUCUCACGAGUUUGCUGAGUGAAAAAGCCAAAGAAUUCCUCAUGGAGAACAGAGUGCAGAGCUUUUACCAGCAGGAGCUGGAAAUGGUGGAGUCUUUGCUGUGCCUUGCCAAUCAGCCUGUGAUUCACAGUGCCUGCUCCGACCAAGUGAAUUUUAAGAAGGACACCACUUCCAAGGCAAUUCAUAGUGUAUUUAAGAAUGCUAUACAACUGCUGCGGGAAAAAGGACUUGUUUUCCAGAAAGAUGAUGGUUUUGAUAACCUGUACUAUGUAACCAGAGAAGACAAAGACCUGCACAGAAAGAUCCACCAGAUCAUUCAGCAGGACUGCCAGAAACCAAAUCACAUGGAGAAGGGCUGUCACUUCCUGCACAUCUUGGCCUGCGCUCGCCUGAGCAUUCGCCCGGGCCUGAGUGAGGCUGUGCUGCAGCAGGUUCUGGAGCUCCUGGAGGACCAGAGUGACAUCGUCAGCACAAUGGAGCACUACUACACGGCGUUCUGAGCAGAGACACGCAGACCAGCUGAGGAGGACAAAGAUAAGGUGGCAUUCACUCCCAGGCUCUGACUUUCAACAUCAUGCAGGGGCUUGUCUGUCUGGAGGCAGUUACCUCAUAAUAAACUAUAAAAUAUGGUCAUUUUGGGAAUGGGAUUUGGCAUAAAUGUGGUUGGCUGCCUUCUGUC
Messenger RNA from Mandrillus leucophaeus (drill), 1510 nucleotides. It is a transcript of the gene STN1, whose product is annotated as oligonucleotide/oligosaccharide-binding fold containing 1. NCBI's taxonomy places the organism in Eukaryota, Metazoa, Chordata, Mammalia, Primates, Cercopithecidae. The record is from RefSeq and is a predicted model, not a curated record. Gene Ontology annotation, cellular component: DNA replication factor A complex; chromosome, telomeric region; site of double-strand break. The transcript has 10 exons. Bases 225 to 1331 code for a protein of 368 amino acids. Gene Ontology annotation, molecular function: single-stranded telomeric DNA binding. Gene Ontology annotation, biological process: double-strand break repair via homologous recombination; telomere capping; DNA replication.